Messenger RNA from Paramisgurnus dabryanus, 629 nucleotides. RefSeq names its product ints3 and nabp interacting protein (gene inip). Gene Ontology annotation, biological process: DNA repair. The record is from RefSeq and is a predicted model, not a curated record. Gene Ontology annotation, cellular component: nucleus; nucleoplasm; SOSS complex. Lineage: Eukaryota; Metazoa; Chordata; Actinopteri; Cypriniformes; Cobitidae.
UAAACGCCCAUUGCGCCCACAACGAAGAAGACAGCGGAGAUACUUGUGUUUACUCGCGCCAUGGAGGAUUUAUAAAUUCAAUUAAAUUUUUUCCUAGUGUUUUGUGUAUAGUUAGUGCUAUUUAUUCUGCAGGUUUAGAACACGCGUUAAAAUGGCCUCAAAUCCUCCCGGACAAGGAUUUCAGGACAAAAACAGGGCUGCUAUUCUAGCUGAGUUGAAUAAAGAGAAGAGACGUCUGAUACAGAGUCAGUCUAUGAAUAACCCUGGAGCAAGCAUUCCACUCUCUAGACCAGCUGUAAAACAAGAGUUUAGGGACCAGGCUGAACAGCAGCAUAUUGCAGCACAGCAAAAAGCAGCUUUACAGCAUGCACAUGCACACUCGUCCGGAUUCUUCAUCACUCAAGAUUCGUCAUUUGGUAAUCUUAUACUACCUGUGUUGCCAAGACUUGACCAGGAGUAAAUGAACAGAUGCACAGACUGCAUCACUGUGAAGCCACAGUUUUGAUUUACCUUUGUCUUGAAUGUAAAUGUGGUAGAUUACAUUUUUUUUUGUGAAUGCAAAAGUCAGACCUUUCUUAAAUUGUUGUCAAUAUUUUUUAGUGAUUAUAUAUAAAGUGGAGUGAACUUAA